Molecule: messenger RNA, 1416 nt
Organism: Brassica oleracea var. oleracea
Lineage: Eukaryota; Viridiplantae; Streptophyta; Magnoliopsida; Brassicales; Brassicaceae
Exons: 2
Coding region: 1-1416 (471 amino acids)
Molecular function (GO): nucleic acid binding; RNA-DNA hybrid ribonuclease activity
Source: RefSeq, a predicted model, not a curated record
AUGACAUGCUUCGAACUUCCUGUUUCCUUGUGUAAGCGCAUCCAAUCUGCAAUCACCCGGUUCUGGUGGGAUGAUAGUUCCGCGAAAAAGAAUAUGGCUUGGAUUGCGUGGUCGGACUUGACCAAACCGAAGGCUUUCGGGGGAUUAGGAUUUUGUGACUUCCAGCGUUUCAAUGAAGCUUCACUAGAAAAACUCAGUUGGAGAAUGAUGGAGAAACCUGAAACACUGCUGGGCCGAAUUCUAAAAGGAAAAUACCUCCCCAAUGGAGAUAUUUUCACUUGUGAGAUGACCUCAGCAGGGUCUCAUGGCUGGAGAAGCGUCCCUGUUGGCCGGGAUUUAUUGAGGAAAAAUCUGGGAUGGCUCAUAGGCAACGGAAAGGAAAUCAAUAUCUGGAAUGAUCCUUGGCUUGAUCUCUCAAAAAAAAAACGACCCUAUGGACCCGCCCCGGAAGCUUUCAUCAACCUCACUGUCGCGGACCUGAGAACAAGGCAAGGAGGAGAGUGGGAUUUAGAAAAGAUCAGACUUGUUCUUCCCCAGUAUGAGGAAGAUAUAUUAUCCCUCAAACCAAGCUUAUCUAACGCCGAGGAUAAACUAGUGUGGCUGGGCAAUCGAUCAGGAAGAUGUAAGCGCUGUGGAGAAUCUGAAUCUAUUACUCAUCUGCUCUUUCAUUGCCCUUAUGCUCAACAAGUCUGGCGUGAUGCCCCUCUGAGUAUAAGCUUUGAUCCUAGAGGAAUAGUAGAAUUAGAAGUAGGGGACAGGUGGACGGAGCUUUGUUCUAAACCGAGCCUCCCACCAACAGGCAUUGUUUCAAGCUCUUUGGUCCCUUGGAUUCUCUGGACGUUGUGGAAGGAACGCAACAAAUUUGUUUUUGAUGGAACCUCUGUGUCCCCGGCCGAAGCGCUCACGAUAGCAAUCAAAGCAGCUAAGGAAUGGGACCAGACGCAAGAUAUAAAGAAGGACCAAGCUCCUCCCUCUGCCCUGGAUUCGGAGCUUCUCGAACCAGCCUUGGUGGUGAUCCGAUCGAAUGCGGCUUGGCGUAAGGAGGAUAAAAAGGCGGGUAUCGGAUGGACAGUACAGACUCGAGCUGUACUCCAACGGAGGAAAAAGACCCUGAUGUUUGUUUCCUCUCCUCUAAUGGCGGAAGACCUGGCCGUAAGAGAAGCUCUAAUGCACUGCAAAUCUCAAGGACUGGAUUCUAUCAGAUUGGAGUCAGAUUCAGCCCAACUGAUCAAGGCUAUAAAGAGGAAAGAACCGAUCUCGGAGCUUCAUGGCAUUCUAUCGGACAUCGCAAGUCUCUGCUCUUCUCCUCCGAUAUCAAUCUCCUUUUCUUGGAUUCCAAGAUUGCAAAAUGUUGUGGCUGACUCUGUAGCCAAAGAAGCUCUUUGUAUGGUUGAUGCCAUUAUGGCUCCCACCUAA